AUGUUACCAAAUAUUGCCAUUCACCAAUUAAUAAAUCAAAAUGUAAAUGAAUGGUUUACAUGUGCUGAUAUUAAUAGUAAACACGAGAUUGUCUGUGGAACAGAUCAAGGUAUUAUUUAUCAAACGCAAUCAUCAACGAACGAAAACAGUUCAAAUUAUAAACAGCUGAUAGGUCAUACAAAACUCAUUUCGGACCUAUGCUAUUAUGAUCCUAAUGGUUGCUACAUUCUUUCGUGUUCAGCUGAUGCCGAUAUUCGUUUAUGGCGUUCAUUUUCUUCCAAUGCUAUAACAAUCUAUCGUUCUCAUCUAUCACCUGUAUGGUGUGUAUCUGCACAUUUCAAGUCUGAUCGUUUUGCAUCUGGUUCAAUGGAUCAAACAGUUCGCCUUUGGACACCGGAUCGAUUAGAUAUUCUUCGCACAUUUAUCUAUCAUACUGAUGAUAUAAAUUCAAUAGCAUUUCAUCCAAAUGGAAAAUAUUUAGCUUCAGGCUCGAAUGACGGUUUAAUUAUUUUAUGGGCUCUUGAACAAGCGCAGCCAGCGCGAAUUUUCAAAUCUUCAUCGAAUGUUGAACAUUUAACAUUUACAUCGGAUGGUAAUCAUCUUGUUUCAAUAAGUCAUAAUCAUGAACAGAAGUCAGAUAGUAUUAGUACGUGGGACAUACGUUCAGUCAAUGAAAUAUAUGUUGUUCAAAAUAUUCCUAGCCAUCGUCGUCUACUGAAAUCAUGUCAAAUACAAAAUACGAAUAAUUGUGUGACCGGUUUUAAUAAAUCGCUUUUAUUUUUUGAUAUAAAUAAUCAACAAGAAGCAAACGCUUUAUUUCGUUCGGAAUUUUCUAAUGCGGAUAUUAAACGUUUAAUCCAUAUUUCUUCCAAUGAAUCAAAUAAACUAAUAGGAAUAAUUGAAUAA
This is a messenger RNA of Rotaria socialis, 906 nucleotides long. Lineage: Eukaryota; Metazoa; Rotifera; Eurotatoria; Philodinida; Philodinidae. The record is from the annotation of a GenBank genome assembly.